Cryptomeria japonica (Japanese cedar) is the source of this 1295-nucleotide messenger RNA. RefSeq names its product transcription factor MYB17. The record is from RefSeq and is a predicted model, not a curated record. The transcript has 3 exons. NCBI's taxonomy places the organism in Eukaryota, Viridiplantae, Streptophyta, Pinopsida, Cupressales, Cupressaceae. The coding region runs from base 1 to 1206 and encodes 401 amino acids.
AUGGGUAGAGCUCCUUGCUGUGAGAAAACGGGCCUGAAAAAGGGACCCUGGACACCCGAAGAAGAUAAAGUUCUUCUGGAAUAUAUUCAGAAAAAUGGCCAUGGAUGCUGGCGUUCUCUUCCCAGACAGACUGGGCUUCUUAGGUGUGGAAAGAGUUGCCGCCUACGUUGGACUAAUUAUCUCAGACCUGAUAUCAAGCGAGGCCGAUUUCAACCAGAAGAAGAAAGAACUAUUCUUCAGCUGCAUGCAAUUCUAGGCAACAGGUGGUCCACAAUAGCUUCCCAGCUACCAGGGAGAACAGAUAACGAGAUCAAGAACUUCUGGAAUACCCAGUUGAAGAAAAAGUUGUUGGGAAUGGGACUGGAUCCUUCCACGCAUGCACCCAAAUCUGAGAUACCCAGCGCAAAUGUGUCACAGGGAUCUCAGUCCACGGCUCUCCUGAGGCACGUCUCACAGUGGGAGAUUGCUAGGCUUGAAGCCGAAGCAAGGCUGUCUAGAGAAUCAAUCCUCUCAUCCUCAUCUUCCCCUUCUAUCAAUAAGUUGAGGGGGAAUGAUAAUGUAGAGGCCAAUUCCAAUGUACCGACUGAUAUUUUCUUGAAGCUUUGGAACUCAGAAUCAGGUAAGGCCUUCAGGAAGGAGACUAAUAUUAACAAUAGCAAUAGUGAGGAUCCCCAUGGACUAGAUCAUGAUCUAGGGAAUGCCUUUUCAUGGACCGAUGCAAGCCCCCACUUAACCUUAAGCCCAAGCCCAGUUUCAUCUUUUCGCUCUGACUACAGCUCAGAUCAGCUUAUUAGUGAUCACCCAAAUGGAAUUAUUCACAAGGAAAGCAAUUCAGCUGAUUGGAAUGGAAUUGCCGAAUCCCAUGAUCCUUCCUCUAACAAUAUUAUGAGGGGCCAAACAGAAAGCAAGAAGCCCAGCACCCACGAGGACUCCUCUACCUCUGAUGAAUUACCCCAUGAGCAUGAUGUUGUUCAUAACCAUGACAUACAAGGCUUGACGGACCUGCUUCUGAGUUCCCCUAAUAACGGUACUGCUAAUAAGGCGAGUGACAAUAACUCCAACAUGAGCUGCAUGAUGGGAGAAUUAAGCACGAAUUCUCAGCUACAGUCAACAUGGGGAUGGCAAGAACUACGCCUAGAUGAGGAUAGCGAUUACUGGAACAACGUACUUGGAGUUCAUGCUCACACAUCAUUUGCAAAAACUUGAUAAUUUGGCACUUUGCUGUACAAAGGAAAAUAAUGAGUUUAACCACUUUUCAUCUGUUUCUUUAGUAUGCUUUAGAUUUUAAUUUAUAG